This is a messenger RNA of Paramecium tetraurelia, 387 nucleotides long. RefSeq lists its product as uncharacterized. Lineage: Eukaryota; Ciliophora; Oligohymenophorea; Peniculida; Parameciidae. The transcript is spliced from 2 exons. The record is from RefSeq and is a predicted model, not a curated record.
AUGAAAGUCUAUUAUUUAUAUCAAGAGAAUCAAUUUACAAAUGCCUUUUUCCUUCGAAAUACUUAAUCUAACAUUCUAGAUUAUGAAAUUCCUUAAAAUUUAAAUUUCUUAGGAAAUUUAACAUUUACUCAAAAGUCAAGAGGAGCGCCUCUAAAUCAUAAAUAAUCUUCAAAUGCAAUAGAGAAAAAACAUGUACAUUUGUGUAAAUCAAGUUAUUGUUUUAAUACUGAGAUUCUAGAACUGAAAAGUAAGUAUUUAAGUCCAGUCUAAGAGGAAUUGAUUGAGAAGAUCAAAAUCUGCAAAGAAGUGAACUUAGAGUGGCUGUUACCAUUGAUUCAGACCGAAUAUAUUUUAUUUAAGAAGAAGUUCUUGAAAAUAUUUAAUUGA